AUGGCCUUGUCCCACCUUCUUGCUGUCUGCAAGGACGCGGUGUGUGUUGCAGAGGAUUACGGUGUUGCUUUUUAUGCUCCAAAAAAUUUAAAGAAAUUUCGUGUGGAGUCACUCAGCGGGGCGCGUGUUGUUGGGUUGUAUGUCUUGGCAAGCGCAAGUGGUGAAAUGCACCUUCAUGUCGUUGACGCGGAGGCCAAUUGGUUUUUAAUCUCUCUUGCCCAUGUGGAGGUACGGGCAUCUUCCUCCAUUAAGUGGGGGCACGAUUCUUUGCCGGAGCCUGAAAACAGGCCGGUCGUCUCAAAUCGGCGAGGUUUGAUUGACAGGAGCCGCAAACAGAGGGAGGGGGACAUUUUGGAAGCCCACUUUCAUGAGGCGGGAGGGGAACUUCAUUGUGCCCUUCUCACAACCACUGGAGUCUACGAAGCGUCACUGCGGGACACGUCUUUGAUAAGGGCAGAGCAGAUAAUAUCUUUUUCAAUUGCCUUGCGUGAUUGCACCAUGGCAACAGGAAGGUCGACUGGUCUGGUUCUUGUGGGUCAGCGAGGUGGGAAGUGGGCGCAGUACUCCCUCCAUGGCAAUCGUGAUGUCCACAACCCCAGGCAGCUCUUGUUGCCUAUAAGCAUUCAGAGUUUAACCUGUAAUCCAGUCCGCAACUCAGUGGCUGUGGGUGGCACACGCGGGGAACUGAUAGUUUUUCCUUCUGUUACCGAAAGUCAUCACUUCUCGGAUCAUUGGCAUCAUACCCCUUUGACCGCCUUACGAUUUUCAGUAGACGGCAAUUCGCUCUUCUCAGGGGCCAGGGAAUCGGUGAUGUUAGUGUGGAAUAUGUCUUCCUACGCCUAUAAGAAGAUUGGAUGUAGCCUAGGACCAAUUCGUUGUAUUAUGCCUUCUUCUUCGUGUGGCUCUCAACUUGUACUCGCCUGCGCAGAGUCAACGCUUGCCACGCUUGACCUGCUGCAGAUGAGGGUGGAAAAGUUUAUUGAGGGUGUUCAAUGGUCAACAGGUGAGGCCUGCAGUGGACUCGUUGUGGGACGCUGGAUGGGGCAAACUGCCGUGAUUCUUACUGGUUUGCCCAAUGUGUUGCGUGUGUGCGAUCCCUUUACCCAGCAGUCACUCUAUUCUCUUCAUAUUUCCUCUCAGAUGGAGACUAUUCCCAUUCCCCCUCGGCAUGGCAUUCAACACGUGGGAUUAUUGAACGAUAACCGGACGAUUGUGACGUACGAAGAGUUUGCAGGUACGUCACUUUCUCCCCUGCUGCGCUUCUGGGCGUAUGACACAGACAGCAAACAACAUGUUGAGGUACAAGCCAUUUACUCGCCGCACAGUAGUUGUGUGAUUGCGCUACAAACCGAUGAGGUGCGUAAACGCGUUUUUACGCUCUGUGCAAACACGAUGAAGUGUUGGGGAGAGGUAAGUGAGGAUGUGAAUGACGCCUACGCCACAGGACAGAAGAGUUGGGUGAACAAAUCCUCCUCGGCAACGCCAUCGCAUCUUGUACAAGAUAUGAUUCUCUCCACGGAUGGCUCGUUGUGCUUUGUCUCAGAUGACAGUGUACAUAUAUAUAGUAUAGCCAACGUCUAUCCAGGUCAGCCUUGGCACCGCCUACUCACACUCACGCAGUUGUUUUCUUUGGAGCCUCUGAAGGAGCUGCAGCUGUUGAACGACAACCGAGUUGUGGUGGCUCAUGAUGAGACACGGGUGUAUUUUUGGUCGCUAGUCGCACCCCAUCAGCCUGCAGUCGUCUGGGAGGCGAAUCCAGCCAGCGUGAGAGCGAUGUGUUCCUGUUCGGCCACCUCUGUUUUGGUGGCGACCAGUGAUGGAGGAGUUAGAGAACUGUGCGGUGUAGGGCAGCUGAUGGGGGAACAGCUGAGCCAGCACGUCUCAGCGGUCAUCCCGCAACGCAUUACUUUCAUGCGGUGUCUUCCGGGGGCGGGGAAGGAGCGGGUGGCGGUGGUAGAUGAGGUCUCCGGCUUCCGUGUGCUGCACUUCGCGCUGGAAGCCACCAACACGAAGAAGGGAACAGAGGGGCAGGCUAAACAAGACGACAUGUGGGUAGGGCAGGUUGAGGGAACCGGCGGUCUUGCGCCGAGUGUUGACGUCCACGAAAAGCAACUGGGGCACUUCUUCCACGACGUUGCUCAUGCCAACAAGUCGUCGGACGUGGGGAGGGAAGCGUCGUCGCUUCGUGCAGCCCGUCUUGCGACAGAGGCAAAGAAGUGGCUCGGGGAAGUCCUGGCGGAUUCCGCCUACACGGCACCGCCCAUGAGCUCUGUUCUCUCAUCAUACCUCAAGAAGCGCUCUGGUAUCCCAACACUGUGA
Molecule: messenger RNA, 2319 nt
Organism: Trypanosoma rangeli
Lineage: Eukaryota; Euglenozoa; Kinetoplastea; Trypanosomatida; Trypanosomatidae
Product: NET1-associated nuclear protein 1 (U3 small nucleolar RNA-associated protein 17)
Exons: 1
Coding region: 1-2319 (772 amino acids)
Biological process (GO): positive regulation of rRNA processing; positive regulation of transcription by RNA polymerase I
Cellular component (GO): nucleolus
Molecular function (GO): protein binding; RNA binding
Source: RefSeq, a predicted model, not a curated record